UCGUAUUUUCAAGGUAUUAGUGAAAGCCGUGUUUACGAAUUGAUGCAUGCGGUUUGGCGGGUAUCUUCAUGCGGUUGAUUGAUAGUGGAGGUGAAACAAGGCAAAGAUUUACAUUCAUUUAAGAAAUAUGAGCUGGUUAAGCUUUUUAAGGUUUGCGCAACAUUCAAAAAUCCCAACAGCAGUGACCAGAUUUCAUACCUCUAGACCUGUGUUUGGAAGUUUGAGAGUGAAUCUCCUUUACAGUUUGUCUGCACAAAGUUCGUCCACUCUAGAUAUUAAUUAUUUGAAAAAUGUGUCACCAAGUAUAUGCAAUGUAGUACUGCAGCGUUCCGCAUCCACAUCAGAGAUAUUACCCGCUAAGAAGCCUUUAUCGAGCAUAGAAGUACCAGUUCCUAAUCCCCCAAAACGCCCUCCAAAUGCAUAUACACUGUUUUGUAAAGAAAGCUAUGGUAAAGCUAAAGAAUCAGUCUCCAUUGAGGACCAAAAUCCGCAGAAGGUGAUGGCAAAUUUAGGAAAGAUGUGGAAUUCUCUUCCAGAAAGUGAGGCAAACAUGUACAAGUUUAAGGCUAAGGAACUCCAAGAGAAGUAUAAAGUUGCCAAGGCCGAAUGGGAGGCUAGGUUGUCACCAUUACAGGAAGAGGCCCUCCUUCACCAAAAAGAGGAACACAGCGAAGCCUUAAAGAAAAGGAAACUGAAAAAGGUUUUCAAGGAAACUGAAAAACCUGAACGAGUGAAAAGGGUACUGGCCAUCAAUUUGAUGGACGUUGAGGAUGUUGAUGUCCCAGAAGGUGGAAAUCAAAAGGAGAAAUUUACCAGGCAAGUUCAAAGAAAAACUGAACUGUGGAACUCGUUGCCAGAAAAUGAAAAAGAGGCUUUGAAAGAAAAAGCAAAAUUACAAAACAAAAAUGCUAAUGUAAAUUAUGAAAAGAAACUUGCUUCAUGGGUGCAAAAUAUGUUUGAUGAACACAGAAUGGAUAUUGUUACAAAACCUGAAACUAAAGUGGCACUUGAGCAGCUGGGAAUGCCCUCCAGAAAUAAGGCUGCUCUCCAACUGUUCAUGAUGUCAGAGCUUGGAAAGGAAAAAGGGGUAACUGUUGGAACUGCAAAGUCAGUCUUUGACAAACUCUCGAAUGCUCAGAGAGAGACAUUCUCUCAUCAAGCUAUGGAAGAUAAAGAAAAAUAUCAGCAAGAAUGGCAGGAUUGGAUGGGGAAAAUGGAAAGCAAAGGUUUGAAGAGUUAUGCAGAAGCACUCCUGGUUAAGAGCAGGGCCAAACAUACAGCUGAGAAAGUUGGGAGAAAAUCAACCAGUAAAGGGAAGAAAAAGAAAGGAAGAGGGAAGAAGAAAAGCACAAAGAAAACCCCCAAGAAAUCAUCUACUUGACAGUAUCAUGGAUGGUGAAUUUGUGUCAGAACUUUGAACCCUUCAAAUCAUGAUGUGGCUAGUCAGCUAUGUUCUCUAAAGUGGUGGUUUUGUUUGCAUAAAUAUUCUAUGUGUGCAUAACCAAGUACAUGUAGAUAUGAAGCACUGACUCGAGUGAAAUGAUAUUGAGUACACUUGACUGUUUACCAUUUUUGAAUUUCAGCACAUGAAGUAGAAAAUCUUUCAUUUUCAGGUUUAGCCUUUAUAUUUUACUGGUACAUACGGUAUCUUUUUCUUAAAAUAUAUUUUGGAAUCCCACUUUUGUGUCAUUGUAUACAAUAUUUACAAUACAUGUACAUUAUAUAUGUAUUUUAAUGUUCAUUCAAGCUGGUGCUGGGCUGAGAACAAAUUUUAACAUCUUUAUCCAAAAAAUGUACCAAGAUAAAAAAAAAUUAUUUAGUACCUGGACUCAUCGAGUAUAUGCACGUUUGAUUGUUUUGACAUGUACCUGUUUUCACUGUAUAAAGAUAAUGUGACAGCUGAUUUUUUUUAAAUCUUUCAUCUUUGUUUGCUUGAAAAUGUUGACAUUUUUGUUUGUUAGUGGAAUAUACCGGUAUCUCUUGUUGGGUGAAGUCUUUUUAACAGAUAACAUGUUACUUUCUGUAAUGCAAUGCAUCUCAGAAAAGGCAUACAGAUAUAUUUACUUGUUUUGUAAAUAUAAAGAAAAAAUAGGUAACAUCAGUUUCCAGUUUUUGACAUAACCUGUGUAUCUUGGAUGAUAUGGUUGUAUUUUUAUAUCCCGUAUUAAAUGUAUCCCGUAAAUGUGUGUGUGUGUGUGUGUGUGUGUGUGUGUGUGUGUGUGUGUGUAAACUGAUCAUGUAAAACCCAUUUCAUUUACUCCAAUGAGACAAUAUUAAAUAUCAAAUUUGGAGAAAAAAAUAA
This is a messenger RNA of Magallana angulata, 2302 nucleotides long. RefSeq lists its product as uncharacterized. Gene Ontology annotation, molecular function: transcription cis-regulatory region binding. The record is from RefSeq and is a predicted model, not a curated record. The coding region runs from base 128 to 1381 and encodes 417 amino acids. The transcript is spliced from 2 exons. Lineage: Eukaryota; Metazoa; Mollusca; Bivalvia; Ostreida; Ostreidae.